AUGAGGAGGGCGAUACCCAGGGCCGAGACCGCCCACCUACGAGAGGGGUGCGCGCCAGCCAGUCCCGCGCACCAGCCUUCGGCCCCUGGCCGGGAACGUGCCCUCGGGCAGGUACCAGGUGCUCACCACGCGCCUCUCCGGUCUCUCCCUGCUCUCCGCCGUCCUCCGCGCGCUCGGGUCGGGGGCCCGCACCGCUCGCCCCCGCAGGGCUGCCUGAUCAGGGUCGGCGCCGGCUCCGCGCCCGCGCCCGCGCCCGCGCCCCGCGCCAGCCACACGCGAACUUUCCGGCGGCGGUGGCGGCGACGCUGGGCGGCGGCGGAGGGGGAGGGAGGGGGCGGGGGCAGGAGCGGCUCGCAGGUGGAGCGGCGGCCGAGGGUCCCCGCCUGCCGCUCCGGGCCCCUGCCCGCGCCUCCGCCCUCCCGCAGCGGCCGCGGGGAGCGACUCGGCCGCCCCGGAGCUCCUGCCCGACAGACCCCUCCCUGCGCGCCGGUGCCGGCACCUGCCUCGCGGACUCCUGUCCUGCAGAACUCUCCCCGAGGACGCCGCCCCGCAGACCUUCUCACUCAGAGCUCACUGGGCAGACCCCCGCCCGGGGAACCCCGGCCGGCCGAUUGCAGCUCCCAGCCGGGAAAGGAGCGGUGGACGGACAGUUUUAUGUCUAGGUAUUCCAGCACAGUUGGUAACACAAGCAUUUCCCCAUCUUCAUAAGAAGUCCUCUCAACACCAUGGUACAUGGGCACUUAGUAUUCCAUUGUGUCGGUCUGUCAGACUUUACUCAACCAUUCACAGGAUAUAGGAAUCAAAAAAGGGAACAGUCCAAAGCUGUUUCAGGUAUGCCCCAUCCCACCCCAGGGAAUGAGCCCCAAACUGCAUCCUCAGAUGUGCUUGAGAGACCGAGAACCAACAGAAGAGAGGACACUGGAGGAAACAAGAGCUAAUGCAGGGACCAGAAGAAAACUUCAGACGAUCUUCCUCAGAUAGGGAAAGACAAAGCACCCAUGCGACUAGGAGAGGGCACUUCAGAAAACAGGAGGAAAACAAAAAAGAGUCCUUGUAAGGUACAAAAUAAUAUCUGAAAACUUAAAAAUUUGGUAGAAGGAUUGAAAGAAGGAGUUGAAAUCUCACAGAAGAAAGAACAAAAAUCAGAGAGACAGAAACUAAGGGAUGGUGGAGGAUCCAUAUGGGAGGUCAGAGGGACAGAGUUUCCAAAGACCAGCGGAGGAGGAAGACCAUUGUGAAAAGUAAUACAAAGUUCUUCCUAGAACUUCCCUAGUGGGAAAGUCUGCCAAGUACCCGGCACAAUAAAAACAGCAAACCAGCUAAUGGAUUAAAAAAUUCAACCAUGUUGCAUCCUCAUGAAAUUUCAAACUCAUCAGAAUAAAGAGAAGAUAUGGAAAGUUUCUAGAGUGUGAACAGAGGUCUCCUGGAGAUGGGCACUGUUCAGCAUGGCAUCAGACCUGUUGCCGGCAGUUGAGGGAGCCACGUUCCCAGUGACAGGAUUUCUCACCUUAUAUCCUCUUACCAGGGCCACCAUCUUCCAAGUUAUGCCACAGGUUGCGAGGGCAGAAUAAGGACAUUUCCAGACACCAGAGGACUCUUAAGUUCCCAUGCAGUUCUUCUUAAGAAGCUCCAAGCUUGAGCCACCCAGCAUGGAGUGGGGUGCCAUCCAGUCAAGAAGACACUGGAUUUUGAAAGCUUAGUAUAAAAAUAGAACAUAAAGUGUCAUGAAUCGUGUGUGCUGGUACAUGUUGAAGGAAUCCUCUUCCCGACAAAUUGGGUCAA
Molecule: messenger RNA, 1782 nt
Organism: Cervus elaphus (red deer)
Lineage: Eukaryota; Metazoa; Chordata; Mammalia; Artiodactyla; Cervidae
Product: translation initiation factor IF-2
Exons: 2
Coding region: 1-708 (235 amino acids)
Source: RefSeq, a predicted model, not a curated record